Triticum dicoccoides is the source of this 396-nucleotide messenger RNA. RefSeq names its product histone H2A.4-like. Gene Ontology annotation, cellular component: nucleosome. The coding region runs from base 1 to 396 and encodes 131 amino acids. Lineage: Eukaryota; Viridiplantae; Streptophyta; Magnoliopsida; Poales; Poaceae. Gene Ontology annotation, molecular function: protein heterodimerization activity; DNA binding; structural constituent of chromatin. The record is from RefSeq and is a predicted model, not a curated record. The transcript has 2 exons.
AUGGCCGGUCUCGGGAAGGCAGUCGAUGCCGGCGCGGCCAAGAAGGCGACGUCGAGGAUCUCCAAGGCCGGGCUACAGUUUUUCCUCGGCAGGAUCGCCAGAUUCCUCAAGGCCGGCAAGUACACAAGUUUCUCGGCGCACGAGUACCUCGCCACUGAGGUACUGGAACUGGCCGGCAACACUGCCAGGCACAACAACAAGACCCGUAUCAUGCCCCGCCACAUUCAGCUCGCCAUGCGCAAUGAUGCUGAGCUGACCAAGUUGCUCGGCGGUGCCACCUGUAGCUGUAGGUGUGGCUCUCGCCGCGUGGAUACAUUUCAGAGCUGCAACAUCCUUCCAAGUAAUGUCUCCUCGCUCUUGUCCUUCUCGCUAUCAUACUCCGAUAGGUGUGAGUGA